Molecule: messenger RNA, 5366 nt
Organism: Columba livia (rock pigeon)
Lineage: Eukaryota; Metazoa; Chordata; Aves; Columbiformes; Columbidae
Gene: DIPK1C
Product: divergent protein kinase domain 1C
Exons: 4
Coding region: 3291-4352 (353 amino acids)
Source: RefSeq, a predicted model, not a curated record
AGACAGUUUUCACAGAUGAUGUUAGAAAAGGGUCUUCCUUGCAGUGGAAUGCUUAGAAAAUUAGUUCAUCUUCAUAACCCCCAAAAUAAGUCUUUAAACAUCUUGUGACCACGGCAUGAGUUUUGCAGUUAUAGAAAGCGCAAUUGAUCUACAAAACAAAUAAUCUGAUAAUUUGAGUCUCACGCCUUUCAUUAAGUGAAAUUCAACUUGCAAGAAAAACUAUUUUACUAGUCAUCUGUCAUAUUCUCAGUAGGAGAUAAGAUGAGCUAUUUCAAGCAAGUGGGUGAAAAUGGCAUGGAUGUAUAUCCUUGCAAAGUAUUUCUGAAGGUUUGUUUCCUUUUUCUGAGUAAAAUUUACAUCUGUGCAGAUGUGGACUGCACUGGGAAGGCUGAAGUAGCACUGGGCAUUUUGCAGAGACCAGACUCUGCAAAAAACCACUUACUUUUUCCUAAUACCAGUCUCAUCUUCAUUUACACUGAACACACUAAAUCAUAGCAAUCAAUUUCUGUUUUCUCUGGAAAAAUCAAUUGAAUUUGAUGCCUUUCAAAAUCCUUUUCAAUAUUGCAUAUUCAUAGGAUACUUGACAGAAAGACAGGACUUAGUCUCAGGCCUGAUCUAUACAAAAGUAAUGGUGGUAUUGUAAGUUAUUUAAAUUUAUACAAAAGCUUAGUGGGGUUUACGUUAAUUUAAGCUUUUACAUGAAUUUAAACGCAGCCUUUUUAACUUAACUUGAUAAGCAUAAUAAGGAUAUAAAAAUUAUGUAGCCAAUUUUAAACAGAAACAGAUGAGUGAGUCCAAACCAUGCUUGUGUUUGCAUUUUUGUGUAGUGUAGUUGCUUUUCUAUAAGGCUUUUGGCUGAGUAUUGCUUUCAUAUUUAAUUUAAAAAACCUGGCACUUAGUGACAUUCAAAGGUGCUCAUUAGGUAGAUUUAAAACUGUCUCAUCGACAGACCUCAAAAUGCCGUCAUUAAGAGAGGGAUGGAAGUGUGGAGGACCAUUUCUGGAAGAUUUCUUUGGGGAAUUGAUUCUUAUUUUUCUCAGCAGUCAUCAUGAUAUAAAAUCUUGUAUGGUGAAGUUUGCAGUUAGUGCAAAGGUUCUUGGGUUGGUAAAUAAUAAACAGACCAUCUUUUCAUUGCAGGGUAAUCUGAAUCACCUAGUUAAAUGUUUCAGUCCACCAAAAUGUUUUUUAAUAUAGUAAAAUGCAAGCUAGUACACUGGGGAGCAAAAGAGUACAAGCUAUGCCAAUAGGAUGGAUGACUGUCUUGUAAAAAACUGUAUGAAUUUGGAAAGGACGUAGGGGCCAAAUAAUUGCUUCAACAUGAACUACCAGUGCAGACUGUGCAUAAAAGGCUGAUAUAAUCUCUCAAAGUCUCCAAAAAGGAGAAUUAGGAAAGGGCCGUUGUCUGUCUUUGUGGCACUGGACAACACAGUAUUCAGUUCUGAUAUCUGUUCUUCUAAGGCUGGUGGGGUGAAAAUGGGGAGAAGAAAUAGUGAGGCGAAAAAAUACAAAACUCAUCUGAGGGCUGAAAAAAUUAUUAUAGUGGGAGAGGUGAGGAGCUGAGCUUACUCAGUGUACUAUGCUUAUGGGGAAACAUAAAACAAUAACAUUUGGAAUAAUGUGGGGAUAGCGAGGAUGUGAAGGUGCAGUCAGACUUUGCUGACCUUCUGGAUUAUAAUGAAGAGGAAACUUAAGAGAUUUUUAAAGCCACUGAGUGACUCACAACUCACUACAUUCUGUGAUUAGAGAGAGACACAUUGAAAGUUGUUCAAACUUCUUAAUUGCUUAUUUGAGGAAGCCUUUUUGAAAUUCUCGCUUGCAUUGGUGACCAGCAGAGAAUGUUAUUUCUGGAAGGCUGAUCUGUGUUUCGUCACUGUGAGACCAGGAAAUCCUUAGUUAAGUUCUGUUCCACAGAUCUCAGUUUGCAAAACACUGCACAAGUUCAGUGUAAGAAGAAUCUGAUUCGGAGAUUGUUUGUCAGAUACUAGGUUAAUAAUAAAAGAUUUAUGGAUUCAACUGGAAUAGCAGACAAGUCCUAAAGAGCAGCCAGGUUCAAAAAUGACUCAUCUCCUAUGUCUGGGAAAUGUGAGACUCCUUUUUCCACAACUACUUUUUCUCAUUAGUGCGAUUAAUAAUGAUGCGGUGGCAACACAAGAAAACAAGCUGCAUGUUCACAUUUUUGACUGAAGUUUUUCUGGGCAUGUGUUGUUCCAGAUGCAAGAGAUCCAUGCACAUGGACCAUCUGAGUGUGAACUUGAAGGACUACAGUCAAACUGUCCACAGGGGUGAGCGUUCACCCACAUGGACCCAAUUACAGGACUGAGUCCUGUAUUCUCUUACUGUAGCAGAGGAAGAGUUAGGUUGUGGUCUUCUCAACAGGAGAGAAAUUAUUUUAAAUGUGAUUAUAUUUAUGCUCCAGAGAAACCCCCCCUAAAUUCCUUCUGUUUGUAAUUUUCUUCCUAAAAUUCCUUCGAGUUCCAGAUGGUAAGAACAACUAAACUAUUUCUGUUAAUGAAAAUUACAUUUCCUACUUUAAAAGGAAAAUAAAUUUGUAUUACAUUCAGAGGGGUAGAUUUGCAAAAGCAAGAACAUUGAUCUGCGUGCUCUGAAGUGUGCAGACAGCCCAGUGAGUCUGCUUGGCCGUCCAGAUGUGGAUGUGGAUGCAGAUGUGUGUUUCAUACAUAUACAUCACCCCGGACUCCAGGUCAGGGCUUUCAGGCUAGAGUUGGCUUACCUAGCUGGCAUGGAAUGUUCCUAUUUGGGCUGUGAGAACAUCAGAGUACAAAUUUUUAGGCCUGUCUGAACUCAUCUAGCUGUUUUAGUGAAUUUAUCACCAUUCCUGGAUUUUGGACUUAAUCCUCCACCCAUUCCCCAAUGUGUUGUUUAAGGUUUGACUCUGAAUGUUGCCUGGCAUCAGAAUAUAUUCCUCUGGUGCACAACUCAGAGACUGCUCUAAAAAGAUACAUCGCUUGAAUCUUACAAUCGUGUUUCUUGUGUAUGUAACAGCAUAUAGUCACAGAUGAAGUGGGGGUCAGGCAGCCAUUGCAAGUACUCUACAUGCAGGGGGAGCUGCCAACUUGUUUAAAUGAAGGUUCAAAUGCCAGAAAGCAAUGAAGAAUGCUGACACUGUCAAGCCGCCUCCCAGAUGUUUGGCUUUCUACACCACUGCAGGCUAUUCCCCUUUCACCAGGGACCUCUGAUCAUCCCCUCUACUGAUUCGCCCAAAGCAGUCCCUGCAGCUGCGCUUCUGAAUGCCCGCAGGAAUAUAUUGACUGCCUGCACUUUUGGAAAUUAUGUGCCUUGACUACAGCAGCGGAGCCCUGACUGGUGACCUCUGUGAAGACCUAUGUGUGGCACAGAAGCUGGUGUACAAACAUUGUCUUUACUAUGACAGAGGUAAGAAGGUCAUCCAGGCUGACUGGAGAGGCCAGCCCAUCAUCCUGAAAUCCAAAAAGGAAAUCUUCUCCAGCUACCAGCAUCUCAGUAUGCUAGAGGAGGUGGAAACACAGGAUAUUCCUGAAACAGAGCUUCUGCUGAUGGUCGCACUGGAGGUCAAAAAUGUCCUGGGGCUAGAACUGUCUAACAGUACCGUGGGUCCCUUGUGGACAAGGAAGAAGGGACCACAUUGGAAAGCACAGGUGGCUAGCAUGUGGUCCCUGCUCCAGCAGGAAGAAUAUAUCUACUUCAGUUUGCUGCAAGACUUCAGCAAACACGUGCUGCGAAUUAUUGGCUCUUGUGGACACUUUUAUGCUGUGGAGUAUCUCACAGCUGGACAUGCCUGGCACAAAACUCUUUUUCCCUUGGAAAAUGUGGUUGGUCCCUCCCUUGCUGGCCGCAGAAGCAGGGUGAGAGCCAUCAUUGACAUUGCACUCAGCUUUCUGGACAUGGUGCAGCAUUUUGAUAAUGAUUUCUCUCACCGACUUCACCUGUGUGACAUUAAACCAGAAAACUUCGCUAUCAGGCACGAUCUCACGGUGGUGGCCAUUGAUGUGGAUAUGGCCUUUUUUGAACCCAAAAUGAGGGACAUUCUCGAGCAGAACUGCACAGGAGAUGAAGACUGUAAUUUUUUUGAUUGCUUUUCAAAAUGCAAUCUGAAAAUCAGAAAAUGUGGAGCACAGAGAGCCAAUAACAACUUGCAAGUAAUCUGUGACAAAAUUUUCCGUCGCUGGUUUUCCCCAGAUCUCCGAGGACCGCUGGCCUCCCUCCCCCUGCGGCCGCAGCUGCAGAAGGCUGUGCAGGAGUGUGCCCAGCCGGGGCACCCGGAUGCUGCCGGGCACCAGAGGACUCUGACAUCUCUCUCCCAGUUGUACCACCUGCUUCGGGUCACUCAGCGAGAACUGCAAAGGGUGGAGUAGAUACAAAAGGCAGAACCGCAAAGGCCACAACCCAGGCGCUGCUAAGGGACACUGUGUGCCAGACAGCCUGUGUUUUCUUUCCUUCAUCUCUCCUACCCCUCAUAUUACAUUUACAGCGUAGGGAUUGUUUUUCUCCUAUGCAAAUGAAAUUCAUGGCUGCAGGUGCAGCACGUCCUGUUAAUAUCCUUUGAAGUGUGAAAUUGUUUUACAUUACUUGGAUUCUGUUCUUGCUUAUUUUCCCUAGCUAGCGCUAGCCCUCUCCAUCAGCAUUCAGCACAUGGUUUUCUUACCAAGAGCUGUAGCCACUGCUCGGAUAGCAUUUGUCCGAGUGCUGUGCUCAGAGUGAGGAUUCAUUUACGUACAGAUGGUGCUUUGAAGAAGAAAAGUUGAAGUCAGCAAAAUUAAUAUCAAUAAUUAAAAUAAUCAGUGGGUGGAUGUGGAUAUGGGCACGAUGUUUGUUUUAAUUUCUCUGUAGAAUGAGUUUUUUCUUUUUUAAGUCAAGACAGAGUAUUUUGUGCGAAAAAAACAACCUCAAAUAGGGAAAUGUAUUGUCACAUGAGUGAAGAGCUGCUUUUGUACAAAGCAGUCCUGCCUGAUGUCCCCAAAUGCAUUUUCUCUGGUGCAUUGCAUUAUUGUGCUGUAGCUAACUUUCUGGGAGAAAUUAUGCGAAGGUACUUAGGACUUUUCUAGAGCAAAAUAAUUAUACCCUUGUUGAGUUCCCAUGUGGGUACUCACAUUCUGCAGUGGAGAGGUAUGAAUAAUGCCACUGAAUUUCCCCAUGUGAACAAGCCCUCAGGCACUUGAACAUCAGAGCACUUGAUAAGAAGCACGCCUUUGCCAGAGAGCGGAGUUACCCAGGAAUGCCAACAAUCUGUCCUUUACACUGAACAGAACAAUAUCCAGACUAGGAGUUUUCUUACACAGUAUUUUUUAAAGAACAAAAGGGAAUUUUUCAUGGAAAUAAUCUUGCAAUCAGUUACAUAAAUAAAGAUUGCUAGAUUAAUUUAAAAAUCA